ACCCGCGCGUCCCUCAACGGCAACCGCCGCAGCGUCCUCAUUGGCAUCAAUUAUAGCGGCCUGAGCUCUCCGAGCGAGCUGCGAGGCUGCGUAAACGACGUCAAGCGGAUGCGGCCCUUUGUCGAGCGACUCGGCUUCCCUUCCAACGAGGGGAGCCAAAUGGUGCUGCUCGACGAUGGGAGCACGCCGCUCGCGCCAACCAUGGCCAAUAUCCGCGGCGCCAUCGCCUGGCUGGUGGAGGGGGCCGCCGCCGGCGACGCCCUCUUCUUCCAGUACUCUGGCCACGGAGGGCGCAUCCAGGGGAGCGACGGGUUCCACGAGACGCUGUGCCCCCUCGAUAUGGCGAGCGAGGGCCAACUACUGGACACGGAGCUCUUCGAGACCCUCGUCGCGCCGCUGCCCAGCGGAUGCAGGCUCACCGUGAUCCUCGACAGCUGCCACUCGGCGGGCGCGCUCAACCUGCCGUUCCUCUUCACCGGGACGGAGGGCAACCUCAAGUCGGCGUUGGCGGGCGAGGCGGUGCAGAUGGCCAUGUCGCGCAACUGGCUGCGAGACGUGAUCGCCAUCACGGGCUGCCGAUCGGACCAAACGAGCGCCGACGUUGGCAACGUGGACCUUCAGUUUGACCUGCAGCCGACUGCGCGGAGCGGCGCGGGCGGUGCGCUCACGUCGGCCUUCAUCGAGGCACUCGACGGCCGGGAGGCUGCUCCGAGCUACCUCGAGCUGCUCGAAGCGAUCCGGCUCAAACUGGCCGAAGAGGGCUUCACGCAGGUACCUCAACUGGCCUCGUCGCUCCUCGUCGACCUCACGUCGGCCUUCUCGAUGCUA
Messenger RNA from Emiliania huxleyi CCMP1516, 828 nucleotides. RefSeq names its product putative metacaspase protein. The record is from RefSeq and is a predicted model, not a curated record. The transcript has 2 exons. NCBI's taxonomy places the organism in Eukaryota, Haptophyta, Isochrysidales, Noelaerhabdaceae. The annotation marks the transcript as partial. Gene Ontology annotation, biological process: proteolysis. Gene Ontology annotation, molecular function: cysteine-type endopeptidase activity.